AUGUCAAAUUCUAUGUAUGGGAUGAACCCUUUAUGUACAAAAGAGGAGUGGAUUGGUUGUUGUGAAGGUGUGUGCCCGAGAAAGAGCAAGAAAUGGUAUUGUGGCACUGCCACAACUUUGAUUAUGGGGGUCAUUUCAGUGGGUGUCGAACUACAGCAAAAGUUCUCCAGUAAAAUUUCAAAACGGGAUGAGAUGCCUCAAAAUCUUGUAUUAGAAGUAGAAGUGUUCGAUGUGUGGGGUAUUGACUUCAUGGGUACAUUCUCAUCCUCAUAUGUUAUCACAUUUCUCAAGAAGAACAUAUUCACGCGUUUUGGCGUACCUCGAGCUUUGAUUAGUGACACAGGAACUCACUUUCUAAACCGGAAAAUGGAAUACCUUCUAAGAAAAUAUAAUGUGCAUUAUAGGGUGGCUACCCCAUAUCACCCACAAACUAGUGGGCAAAUUGAAGUAUCCAACAAGCAGUUUAAACGGAUCCUUGAAAAGACAGUGAAUGCUUCAAGAAACGAUUGGUCAACGAAACUUGAUAAUGCACUUUAA
This is a messenger RNA of Cicer arietinum (chickpea), 537 nucleotides long. Lineage: Eukaryota; Viridiplantae; Streptophyta; Magnoliopsida; Fabales; Fabaceae. The record is from RefSeq and is a predicted model, not a curated record.